This is a messenger RNA of Colletotrichum aenigma, 711 nucleotides long. It is a transcript of the gene APT1, whose product is annotated as Adenine phosphoribosyltransferase. Gene Ontology annotation, molecular function: adenine binding; AMP binding; adenine phosphoribosyltransferase activity. Gene Ontology annotation, biological process: adenine salvage; AMP salvage. The record is from RefSeq and is a predicted model, not a curated record. The transcript is spliced from 2 exons. NCBI's taxonomy places the organism in Eukaryota, Fungi, Ascomycota, Sordariomycetes, Glomerellales, Glomerellaceae. The coding region runs from base 1 to 711 and encodes 236 amino acids. Gene Ontology annotation, cellular component: cytoplasm.
AUGUCCUCUGAACAGAUUCCUCUGUCUAACGACGCCUCGCCGGCACCAAUUAACCCUCUGGCCGCCCAUCCCGUCCGAGGAACCGCCGACCUGCCCGCCUCAAACACCAACGCCUCUCAAGAUGCCCAGGGACGACAGCCCUCCUCCGCCGCCGCCGCCUCCCCCGAACUCGCCGGUGGGAAGGUAAAGCUCCAGAGCGCCCUGCGUCACUUCGCCGACUUCCCCAUCAAGGGCAUCGACUUCGUCGAUAUCAUGCCCCUCUUCCUCGACCCCUCCGUCCACGAGACCCUCGGCUCCGUCCUCGAGCUCCAGGUCAAGGAGGCCUUUGGCCAGCAGAUUCCCGACGUUGUUGUCGGCCUCGACGCCCGCGGCUUCCUCUUCGGACCCGGCCUGGCCCUCCGUCUCGGCACCGGUUUCGCCCCGGUGCGCAAGCAGGGCAAGCUGCCCGGCCCGUGCGUCACCGCCGAGUACCAGAAGGAGUACGGCUCCGAUUUCUUCCAGAUGCAGCAAGAUGCCAUCAAGCCGGGCCAGAAGGUCUUGGUUGUCGACGACAUCAUCGCUACUGGCGGCUCCGCAAAGGCGGCGGCAGACCUCGUCAAGCAGCUCGGCGGCGAGAUCGUUGGCUACCUCUUCAUCCUGGAAAUCCCCGGUCUCAACGGACGUGAGAAGCUCGGCGACACCAAGACCGUCAUCCUCCUCGAGGACGCAUGA